ACAUGAUUCAUUGGAAUUAAAUUAGGUCAAAAGAGGGCAAUUCCGUCAAAAUCGAAAAAACCGCACUAAUAUAUAAACCCUUCACUUUGUAACCCUGUUUACUCUUACUCCACUCUCAUUCUCUUCCUUGCUGCUAGGGUUUUAGCGCAUCCUUCAAAGAACUUUUUGUGGUUUUAAACUUUUAAGGACAAUGGGUAAGGAAAAGGUUCACAUUAACAUUGUUGUCAUUGGCCAUGUCGACUCUGGGAAGUCAACUACCACUGGUCACUUGAUCUACAAGCUUGGAGGUAUUGACAAGCGUGUGAUUGAGAGGUUUGAGAAAGAAGCUGCUGAGAUGAACAAGCGUUCAUUCAAGUAUGCUUGGGUUCUUGACAAGCUCAAGGCUGAGCGUGAAAGAGGUAUCACAAUUGACAUUGCUCUGUGGAAGUUUGAGACCACUAAGUACUACUGCACUGUCAUUGAUGCCCCUGGACACAGGGAUUUCAUUAAGAACAUGAUUACUGGUACAUCCCAAGCUGAUUGUGCUGUUCUCAUCAUUGAUUCCACCACUGGUGGUUUUGAAGCUGGUAUUUCCAAGGAUGGUCAGACUCGUGAACAUGCUCUCCUUGCUUUCACUCUUGGUGUGAGGCAAAUGAUCUGCUGCUGCAACAAGAUGGACGCCACUACUCCCAAGUACUCCAAGAGCAGGUAUGAUGAAAUUGUGAAGGAAGUAUCAUCCUACAUGAAGAAGGUUGGCUAUAACCCAGAUAAAAUUCCAUUUGUUCCCAUCUCUGGUUUUGAGGGAGAUAACAUGAUUGAGCGCUCUACAAAUCUUGACUGGUACAAGGGUCCAACACUUCUUGAGGCUCUUGAUCAAAUCAAUGAGCCUAAGAGGCCAUCAGACAAGCCCCUCCGACUACCUCUUCAGGAUGUCUACAAGAUUGGAGGAAUUGGAACUGUUCCUGUGGGACGUGUUGAGACUGGUACCAUGAAACCUGGAAUGGUGGUGACUUUUGCUCCAACUGGACUGCAAACUGAAGUCAAGUCUGUGGAGAUGCAUCAUGAAUCUCUCACUGAGGCACUUCCCGGUGACAAUGUGGGAUUUAAUGUUAAGAAUGUUUCUGUCAAGGAUCUCAAGCGUGGUUAUGUUGCCUCAAACACCAAGGAUGACCCAGCCAAGGAGGCUGCUAACUUCACAUCUCAGGUGAUUAUCAUGAAUCACCCUGGCCAGAUUGGAAAUGGUUAUGCCCCUGUUCUUGACUGCCACACCUCCCACAUUGCAGUCAAGUUUGCUGAGCUUGUUACUAAGAUUGACAGGCGUUCUGGUAAGGAGAUCGAGAAGGAGCCUAAAUUCCUGAAGAAUGGAGAUGCUGGUAUUAUUAAGAUGAUUCCCACCAAGCCCAUGGUGGUUGAGACUUUCUCUGAAUAUCCUCCACUUGGCCGUUUUGCUGUCAGAGAUAUGCGGCAAACUGUGGCUGUUGGGGUUAUCAAGGGUGUGGAGAAGAAGGAACCUGGCACAGCUAAGAUAACUAAGUCAGCAGCCAAGAAGAAAUGAACCGUGCAGGAUGAUUUUCCUUGGGAAGUUUAUAGUCGUUAUUACAAUAAAUGGUUUGUGGUUCUUAGUAUUUCUAUUUCGUGUCUUGUUAAGUUGUUUUUUGGAUUAAGUGUGAAGUCUGCACCGUCAUCUCCCAGCUUUUGUUCCCAGAACUGGGUUCUAGAUCGACGGUGGCAUGACUAGUUAUUUUUCUUGUUUCUGCUUUAAUUGUCUUGUCUUGUGUGAACACCUGAAUUUUACAAGCAGCAAGUUUCCGGACCUGCUGUUUGUUUUUAAUAUCAACUCUAUAUCUGCGUGUUUA
Messenger RNA from Medicago truncatula (barrel medic), 1835 nucleotides. RefSeq names its product elongation factor 1-alpha. The record is from RefSeq and is a predicted model, not a curated record. Lineage: Eukaryota; Viridiplantae; Streptophyta; Magnoliopsida; Fabales; Fabaceae. Bases 191 to 1534 code for a protein of 447 amino acids. The transcript has 3 exons. Gene Ontology annotation, biological process: translational elongation. Gene Ontology annotation, molecular function: GTP binding; GTPase activity; translation elongation factor activity.